Molecule: messenger RNA, 5512 nt
Organism: Chrysemys picta bellii (western painted turtle)
Lineage: Eukaryota; Metazoa; Chordata; Testudines; Emydidae
Source: RefSeq, a predicted model, not a curated record
GCCGAGCUGCUCCCUCCCUCCCUCCCUCCUGGCGGCCGGGGCGCUACUGACAGACCGAGGAGCCGGAGCGGCGGCGGCGAGAGCGGGUCGGAGCCUGCCGAGACCCCCCCCUCUCCUCCCCCGCACCCCCACCGGCCCCUGUAGCGCCACCCCCACCCACUCCACAGGGUUCGGCGCCGGUGAAUGGGAGCGACGGGCGGCACCGGCCUCAGGGAUCGAGGAGAAGCGGCGGCGGCGCGGAUGGAAUGAACCUUCCCUGUUGAAUGCCUCCAGAUUUCCUGUUGGAUUUCACGUGUGGAGAAACAUUUUCCUUUUGGUUGAAGCUGCACUGUGGCAGACUGAAUUUUGGAUCCAGGAUUCACAAGAUUUUUUAAUCUUGAAGAGGCAGCCACAGCUGAAUCACGUUAGCCUGACAUCACAGCCACCAUGGUGCUGUCACAGAGGCAACGAGACGAACUAAAUCGAGCAAUAGCAGAUUACCUUCGAUCCAAUGGUUAUGAAGAGGCUUAUUCAGUUUUUAAAAAGGAAGCUGAGUUAGAUGUGCCCAGAUUCCCCUGUUCCUAACCCUGGGAUGAACAGGACCAUGGGUUACCGACAAGGAAGCUGACCCAGCUGGGACUCGGUCCAGGACACAUUGGGUUGAAAGAGACUGGAGGCAGAAGGCCAGACCACUAGGCCUGCUGACUGAACAGACAACACUGCUACAUAAUGAAGAGCUAGAUAAGAAGUAUGCUGGACUUUUGGAGAAAAAAUGGACAUCCGUUAUAAGAUUACAAAAGAAGGUGAUGGAAUUAGAAUCUAAGCUAAAUGAAGCAAAGGAAGAAUUCACAUCAGGUGGACCUCUUGGUCAGAAACGAGACCCUAAAGAAUGGAUCCCUCGUCCUCCAGAGAAGUAUGCAUUGAGUGGACAUAGGAGUCCUGUCACACGAGUAAUUUUCCACCCAGUUUUCAGUGUUAUGGUCUCUGCUUCAGAGGAUGCCACAAUAAAGGUGUGGGAUUAUGAGACAGGCGAUUUUGAACGAACCCUUAAGGGACAUACAGACUCUGUGCAGGAUAUAUCUUUUGACCACAGUGGCAAACUCUUGGCCUCCUGUUCUGCUGAUAUGACCAUUAAGCUAUGGGAUUUCCAGGGCUUUGAUUGCAUCAGAACCAUGCAUGGUCAUGAUCAUAAUGUUUCUUCAGUAGCCAUCAUGCCCAACGGAGAUCACAUAGUCUCUGCCUCAAGGGAUAAAACCAUCAAAAUGUGGGAAGUUCAAACAGGUUAUUGUGUGAAGACUUUCACGGGGCACAGAGAAUGGGUGCGCAUGGUGCGACCUAAUCAGGAUGGCACCCUGAUUGCCAGCUGUUCUAAUGACCAGACAGUGCGUGUUUGGGUGGUAGCAACAAAGGAAUGCAAAGCUGAGCUUCGAGAACAUGAGCAUGUGGUAGAAUGCAUUUCUUGGGCUCCUGAGAGCUCCUACUCCACCAUAUCAGAAGCUACAGGAUCCGAGACUAAGAAGAGUGGUAAGCCUGGGCCUUUCCUGCUGUCUGGAUCCAGAGACAAGACCAUUAAGAUGUGGGAUAUUAGCACUGGCAUGUGCCUUAUGACCCUUGUGGGCCAUGAUAACUGGGUACGUGGCGUCCUGUUCCAUUCUGGAGGAAAAUUUAUUUUGAGCUGUGCUGAUGACAAGACCCUCCGUGUCUGGGACUACAAGAACAAACGAUGUAUGAAAACCCUUAAUGCGCAUGAACACUUUGUUACCUCUUUGGAUUUCCACAAGACAGCACCAUAUGUGGUUACUGGCAGUGUAGAUCAAACAGUAAAAGUGUGGGAGUGCCGUUGAUUGAAGUCACAUUUGACCCCCUUUUCCUCUGGAUGCACUCAGAUACCAUGGUUAUCCAUUGAGCUCUGUUUAAAUAAAUAUUGUCCUUUCAUGUAAAUUAUUCUGGAUGUAGAUUGAGCUUAUUAAAUGUUACACACAAAGUAUUCAUGCAUGGUGAAUCCAAAUUGUAUACUGUAAAUUUACAUACGUUGUCUAGAAGUACCAUAGGUUUAAGAACAUGGGCUGGCAUUGGUCACAUCAGACCUAAGAAGGCAGAAGUUGGAUAACUGAAAUAGGGCACUUAACUGAAUAGCUGACGGUGUCGUUCUAUGUUGUAUAAUUAUACCUGUUUUUCUUUCUGCUGUCUGUUGGUGCCUGAAUUGGUGACCUCAUUUGGGAAAAGUUUUGUAGGGCUCUUUCAGAAAUGUGUAUCUAUAUAACAUCACUUAAGUGUGCUUAAUAAAUCUUCUCUAAGGAUACUAGAUAAUAAGGCUGCAAUUCAGAAUCUUCUGAACCUUAUAUGUAAUUAAUGGGAAUUAAUUAAACUUGGGGAUUUUUGUCAUGACACAUUUGCCAAAUCAAUAGAAUACGUUUGUUUUGGCCUCCUGUCUCGCAAAGGGUGGUGUAUUUAUAUAAACAAAUUAACUUGUAAAUCUGAAAUAAGAGAACACAUCUUAGUAGCAGCUGAUGUGAUAUAUUUAUUUUAUUUGGUCAUUCAGUGGUUAAGCUAUAUGUAAAACUUUAAGCUUAAUGCUUUUCUUGUUAGACAUACUUCCAAGAGGAGUCGUCCUUCCUAGUAGAACUUAAUGAUCUGAUUUCCAUCUAGAGCUUAAUCUCUACAGUGACUACGUUGUGGUAGCAGUUUACUGUUUGGUUCUGACAUGGUUUGUGUGCAAUCCUGUUACCCAAUAUCAAAGGACACUCUCCCUGUAUUCUGUGUGGGAAGCAGGGGAAUACAGGGGUUCGUCAGUGCCCCCUCAAAGCCUUCUGAAAUGUGAGGUAAUAUAAAACAUAACAAGUUUUAAUGUAGCUUGCAUCAAAAUUUACUAUAGUCUGUGUAAGAAAAAGAUCUUAAGGUACAGUAUUCAAAUUCUUUCAAUAAAGCACUAAAAUGGAUCUGAUUGUAGAGUGAUGGACUCCAUUACAGAUUUUGAUACAAGCUUCUAAAAAUAAUUUUCACAUUUAUAGCCUUAUAAUGAGCCGCCCAAGUGUGGGAAUGAAACUAUCAAGUAAAUGUUAAAAACCAAACAAAAUCUUAGUCUGAUUUGGUAAUUCGUAACCCAUUUCUGGUAGAAGUUUUAAUUUGCAUAUCCCUAAAGUUACAUAUUUUGAUCCGAAGUGAAUGAAAAUAUCAAAUGAAUAUUUUAAUCAGCAUUUUUGUGACAAAUUCCAUUGUAGAUAAUUAAGAAAUCCAUUUCUUAUCUAACCAGGUCUUUUUAAAAAUCCACUUUAAAAUUUGCAAUAUAAUGAAGUUACCAGUCUGACAUUUUAAUAGGUGAAUUUAUUCUGUGCAUUGUUUUAUUAAUUUUGUUUACAUGGCUUUUAAAACUGUCCCUUUUUAAAGAAAUGAUUCAAUGGAAAGCAUUGGAUUGGAGGGUAUACACACACUAAGGAAAAAAUGGUGAGUGGUAAGAUUGUUAGUUUCCUACAGUCACAUACAAAAAGGGUCCAUAAAAUGACCAGAAGGAGCUGGAUUCUGUUAUUGGUUCCUUGCAUAAAUGUGCCUCUGGUGUAGGGGAGGAAACUGAGCGUUGAAUGUAUUUUGAAAGCAGAUGAAGAUGGAGGCUAAUUCCUUAGAUCUAGUGGUUUAUAUCAUUCAGGAUAAUGUUUUCCACAGUAAAACAUACACAAAUUUGAAGUCUUUGUUUUUGCUUAAUCUGUUUCAACUGGAAUAACUUGCUGCUAUUUAUUUGUCCUAUUUUGAGAAUUCCAAAUACACAGAUGGUGCAUUUUAAAAUUUCUUUAUACAUCUGCGACUGUAAAGUAGUACUGCAUUUUAAUUCCUGAUAGGAUCUAGCAACUUCAGUUAUUUAAGGGUAAAGUAAACCCCACACAUGUACAUAAUUCAUAAACAUGAAUGAGAAACUUAAAGGUACCUAUUAUGUGGAAAUUGUGCACUGCAUUUUUUCCCCUGUAGCAUGCAAUGAUUUACAGGGACAAAGAGGAACUAAAGUUUUGUAAGCAGCAUUUUAUUUGAUUGAGAAAGUGAAACACCCUGCUGAGUAUUUAAACUUGCAACAACUCAAUUUGCAAUCUUCUCCUUUAAUAAGCAGUGAAUAAUCUCAGGGAUGGUCCUAAAAUGGAUCAAAAGUUAAAGCCCUGUUUUUAGACAAAAAGUGAAGGCUACAACACAGGAGUUGGGUUUAUGAGUUGAUAUUACGCUGUUGAUCUUUUUCACUGUUUUCAAUGUUUUCUGUCAGCUGUCUAAUCCUGUGCCUUUCCUGUGAUAAGUACAAUGAUGAGGUUACUGGUUUGGAUUGUAAAAGGAAUUUAUUGGAGGGUUUAGAGGUUCACUGCUGCUUUGUCACUUUCCUUACGAAAAUUGGCAUUUUUAAAAGAAAACACAUAGUACUACAUUCCCAAAUAGACAAAUAGGAAUUUUGUUAAAAUGAAUGAGAACAGACAGACAUUCCAGUGCCACGCUAACUUAACGUGCCCAGGAAAUCCUAGAUGCAUUCUUGAAAGUGCAAAAUUUAUUGUGGUUUAGACAUAAUCUGAAAAUUGAUGUUUUAUAGCAUCUUGCACUUUAGAAGAUUAAAAAGCCGUCCUGCUUUUGUGUAUGGUGUGACCAAUGAUGUGCCCAGGGCACUAAAUAAAAAGAAAAAAAAAGCAAAGCAAAACUAGUUGCUAGCAAGUUCUCCAAGGGCUGUGGAGCACUGUAGUGGUUUGAAAGCUUCGGCUAUAGACUCACCAAGCCCAGUCUACUUAUACUGUCAGUACCCUGCUUCUCCGUUUGCCUCCUUCUGUUUUUGUGAACUGCCUGGUAAUAUCACUCUUAAAUAGCUUUUGUUCUCAUAAAAGCUAUUUAAAAGAAAAAAUAUAUCCUUUUUUUGUUGACCGUGGUGGCUUGAUAAUCCUUUAACAAUUUGAAGAUUAAAAAUUGCUGAAUUGAAUGAAGGAAAAAGGCACUUAGACUGCUCAUUCUCUAUCCAGCUGUACAUAAAGUCCAGUGUGUUACAAAGAAACCUAGUUACUACAAAGAAUAAUCUCCAUUAGUGGAGAAAAACUACAUGUAAAAAAAAAAAGGUAGGGAAGAACACUUGGGAGAUGGGGGAAGUGAGCUGGAUUUACAAGUCACGACUGGAUUUAACUGGCCUUUUUAUCUUUCCACUGUGUCAUGUAAGUAGCUGCUUUCUUGUCCUACCUAUCCUUCAGGCUUCCCCCAGUUCAUUCUGAAGAUAAGUUAGUGAAAUCUUCAAGUUUAGAAUUUGAUCCUGACCUUGACAUUGACAUGAAGGCAAACAUCAACUUUUUUCAUAAGAACGAUGUAGAGAUUGCAGUUGGAGAAAACAGUUCCCAAACUGUAGGAGUUAACUGAAGAUAUGACACAAUAAUAAUAAAAUCAGUAAAGGAAUGUAUAUAAUACUGCUCUGUGUUUUACAGUAAGAUUUGUUGCUCAGACUGUGUAAAACAAAAUUUAUUCAUGUUUUCUGCAUAUUAAAAAAAUCUUAUUGUACCAAUUGGUAAACUAUUAAAUGCAUAUAAAACUA